CUCGACAGUCCCGCAGUCGCAAGUGUAUUACCCCAAAGAGAGAGAGAGAGUUAAAAAGAGGAGAGAGAAACAUGCGCUCGCACAUCAAAAUAUUUGGCCUGCUGAUUAUUUGCCUUACAUUGUCACUGCCUAAGCACACAUUUGGCCAAUUCUGGAAACUGAGUCAAUAUGAGAUCUGGAAGCGUGAGAUGCUGGCGAGCCGUGAGUCGGGCAUCUGCUACAAGACCCAACUUGCUAAUACUUUGAAUCCGGAACUGAGGCAACGUCAGAUCUCAUAUUGCUGCGAUGGCUAUGUGAAUCGCGGCAGUUCCGAAAUUCUGAAAUGUGAGCCCAUCUGUGCGGAGGAUUGCAGUCAUGGUAUAUGCCUCUCGCCGGGAUACUGUGAAUGUGCACCAGGAUAUAAUAGAGAACGGGCCCAGUGUCGCAAACAUGGGGAUUAAAGCUGGAAAGGAAACCUAAAUAAAUGUCUACUAUUAAACCAA
Drosophila montana is the source of this 482-nucleotide messenger RNA. RefSeq names its product Nimrod B3 (gene NimB3). Bases 72 to 440 code for a protein of 122 amino acids. The transcript is spliced from 2 exons. NCBI's taxonomy places the organism in Eukaryota, Metazoa, Arthropoda, Insecta, Diptera, Drosophilidae. The record is from RefSeq and is a predicted model, not a curated record.